Messenger RNA from Ogataea angusta, 1863 nucleotides. RefSeq lists its product as uncharacterized. The record is from RefSeq and is a predicted model, not a curated record. Lineage: Eukaryota; Fungi; Ascomycota; Pichiomycetes; Pichiales; Pichiaceae. Bases 1 to 1863 code for a protein of 620 amino acids. The transcript has a single exon. Gene Ontology annotation, biological process: transcription by RNA polymerase II; transcription by RNA polymerase I; nucleotide-excision repair. Gene Ontology annotation, cellular component: transcription factor TFIIH core complex; transcription factor TFIIH holo complex.
AUGUCUCCCAUCACAGGCUCGGCCAUUUACAAGAAAAAGGCCGGCAUGAUCACCGUCCUGGAGGAGGAGUCGCCGCCGCGACUGAUCUGGAAGUGCAUUGACGCCGGCGUGGCGCCCCCCGUGGAGAUUCUGCUCGACACCGUCGUUACCCUGCAGGCCUCCAAGAAGACGUCUCCCAAGAUGCUGCUGAAGAUCGGCAUUGGUUCCGGCUCAGAGGUGAAGUCCGAGGUGGUGUUUGCGUUCAACAGCCGCAUCUUCAUGGACAACGUCAAGACUGUGCUGCAGCAGACGAUUGCCCGUCGCAAGUCGGCCGCGGCAGCAGACGCCAGUCUCGCGGCGUCGGCCUCUUCUGGGCGUUCGACGCCGUCGGCGGCCGGGUCGCCGGCUCCCGUGGACGGCAGACAGGACGAGGUGCUUGCGGACAUGCUGGACUCGAAGAAACUGCUGAAAAACCUGACGCUCCAGCAGAAACUGCUCAGAGAAAGCCCUGCGCUGAUGAAGACGUUUGCAGAGGCCGUGAUCAAGUCCGGCCUCGACCCGGAGGAGUUCUGGUCGACCAGAGUGCAUCUUUUGCGCUCGUUCGCCAUCCAGAACAACCAGAAGCGCGGCCCGUACAACGUCCUAAGCACCAUCAAGCCGGUGGCCUCGAGCGAGAACCAGGUGAACGUUUCUGUCACGCGAGAGAAAAUCCACGAGAUAUUCCAGCAGUACCCGAUUGUGCGCAAGGCGUACGACGACAACGUGCCGAAGAUGAGCGAGGGCGAGUUCUGGUCGCGGUUUUUCUCGUCGAAACUGUUCCGCAAGCUGCGCGGCGAGAAAGUCAACCUUUACGACCGUGGAGACAUCACUCUGGACAACUACCUGUUCUACGACCCGGACUACGACGGCGAGGAGGAGGACACCGACAUUGACAAGCUGCUGGAGGAGAAAAAGGAGGAGGACGGCAGCCGGAAACGGCGCAACUCGGAGCAGCUGACGGCGGCCAAGAAGAAAAUCAGGCUCUUCACGCAGGACGGCAAGCAGGUGUCGAAAUUCAUAGAUAUCAAGGCCAACAAGGAGGACAAUCCGGAGACGCUGGGCAACGGGCCGGACAUCACGAUGAAAGAGGACCAGAACGACGAGCUGGUGGGCGUGAUGCGGUCGAUGAACCGGCUCAGCAGGCGCAUGAUGCAGAACAUCAAGGACGACGCCGACAUGGACAGGGAGUUCGAGGAGGAGCUUGAACUGAGAGACCUGGACGACGCAAACACCGUCGAAUACAACCAGCUGGAGUACACGCAGCGCUCGAACCUCUCGUCCAACAUUCUACCGGCGGACGUGCUCGAAAAGUUCAACUCGCAGUCGCAGCUGAACCCGACGCCAACGGUCUACGACGAGUACAUGAAAACAUACAAAAAACAGCUCCGGGAGGUGGACCUGUCUGCGGUCUACGCCAACAAAAAGCCGCUGCUCGACACGUACAAAGAGAUCCUCAACAUCACCAAGAAGAACGCCAAGAGCCAGGCGUGGACAAUCAAGCUGGACACGAGCGUCGAGAAACAGGACGUCGACGUCGACCUGCCGCGCGACAGGCUCGAGGCGCUGCGGCUCACGCACUCGACGAGCGUCGAGUUCCUGCGCCACUUCUGGCUGCACUUCAACUCGAUCAGCACCUCGUCGCCGUCGACAAACCCCAACUUCCGCGCCGAGCUGCUCCAGCUGAAAAAACUCUACACCAGCAUCACCAAGUGUGUCGACCGCGUCCAGUCGAGUCUGGCGCAGCUCGACGGCGCCGACAGGGACCUCGGCAGGCUGCUGAUGGACCCGCUGAGCGCGUCGCUGGCGCAGGCGCUGACAAGCUACGAGGCAGCUAUCGUGGGAUGA